GAAAAAAAAUACAUAAUUAUGGCUGCCGACGGCUCGAGACGUUCCAGCCCUGAGCGGGCUGGUUCAUUCUCUUCCAUCAGAGAGAGCAGCUCGGAUCUGGCCCAAACAUUUACACAUACCAAGGUUUCUUCGUACAUUGCAGACACAGACGAAGUUGCUGUUGAAGACGAAUCUCCCGAACCUGGUAAAAUGGUCGACGUACAGUACUUCCCGGCGAUCACCCAUCGCGAAAGCAACUUGAGUGGUAAUUGGUUCCCUGCCGACAGCUUCAAGGGCUGGAAGCAGAUCAACGUCAAGGGGAAACUUGCCAGUAAGAGCUUUGGUGAUCUGCAGACUUUGGAUGGCGCAUGGAAUAAGGCUCCCCUAGUCCUGAAGAGGGAUGGCCCAAAGGCGAGAACCCCAGGCGAUGCUCCCAUAGAGAAGCUGCCCAUCGAGAUACUGAACUCAAUCAUAGGCCUGCUUGUGCUAGAUAUUCCACCAAAUGGUGAUAGGCGCAAUGUAGACCUGAUCUCGCUGCUGUUGACGUCCAAGACGAUUCAUACCGCAACCCUCAACUCACUGUACCAUAAGAUCACCAUCCCUCACUCAAAGAUCUUUCACAAGUUCUUGACCCACGUCAAGGCACACCCCGCUCUCGGCACCAUGGUCCGUCGAAUCGACUUCUCUCACUUGAACCCGGACCUCCUUUUCUCUACCGCCAGCGAGCGGUCGCAGGCUCAGUACCUGACCAAGGAUACUCUGCUGCAGUGCCUGGAGCUCACUCCACACCUCCAAGAGUUUCUAGCCCAGGACAAGGUAGAUGUUGACAUCGAUGCCGCUGUCCUGCGCAAGCUAUUCUUUGGCCUGCAAAGGCUCCAGGCUGUUGACUUCUGCGGCUCAACCUCGACAUUUUUCACAAAUGAAUUCACAGAGGUGGCCAAUUCAGGAGAUUGGCCCGAGAGGCUACCGCAGCUGAAGAGAGUCUCGUUGCACAAGUGCGAGAGGCUACCCUCAUCUGUAUUCGAUGUGCUUUUACCCAAGCUGACGACAGUAACGCACCUCGACGUUGCUGGCACUCGUAUCACGAACGACGCACUCGAUAGCAUCCCUCGCACGGCCUCUAUCACCCAUCUCAACCUGGCCAAGUGCAAAUUCCUAAAGGCUGACCGCGUCAUCAGCUUCUUAAAAGAGCACCCGGCGGUCCAGGAGCUCCAGUUUUUGAGCGUUGGAACCGAUGCCAAAACGCACCAAUUGUUCGAUGAGGAUUCCCUCUCGGAUCUGAUACCCAUAUUGCCCAAGACGCUCAAGUCACUUAGUCUAAAGGGGAGCAGGAUGAACAAAUCGCACCUCAAACUCCUCCUGCCGCUGACCAAGUAUCUCGAGGAACUUGCACUCGGCCGCUCACUCAAGCUCAUGGAUAUCCAACAGCUGUUCAUGCCCCCUGAGGAAGCUGAUCUGGAGGAACAGCUAGCUUGGGUGCCACAUACUAUCAAAUAUCUAGACCUCUCAGACAUGUGGGGCAACGAGGUAGAGAGCUCAGUCCUCUUCAACGACUCGCUGCUACUCAAAAAGGUAACAGAGCCUCUGGCCGUCAUUGAGUUUGAGGCCAAGGUGUUCGACCGAGUCAAGAACUCCAAGGGCGCUCUUACACGCUGGGGCUGGCGAACGAGCGAAAUCUCGGCCCGGUCGUGGCUUGUUCGCAUGAGCAGCGACGGCGACGACGGCUCAAGGAGCUGGAAAAUGGGCGCCAGGUACUGGGGUAUGCGAAAGAUCCCAGUAGCCGUCUCCGAGGUCGGUGGCAUCUACGGUUCGUUCAUGUUUGGACGCAACUUGUAG
Pyricularia pennisetigena is the source of this 1815-nucleotide messenger RNA. RefSeq lists its product as uncharacterized. The annotation marks the transcript as partial. The record is from RefSeq and is a predicted model, not a curated record. NCBI's taxonomy places the organism in Eukaryota, Fungi, Ascomycota, Sordariomycetes, Magnaporthales, Pyriculariaceae. The transcript has 2 exons.